GAAAUGAACUGUACCAUUGGUUUGUUGUUAUCUAAUAAUUGGUGUUUCUAAGUUAUGUCAUAAUUCAAAGGAAAGAAAUAAAAAUUUAUAUUUUUAUACACGAAUAAUAUAUUUUUAAUAUAAAAAAAAUAAAGGGAAGAAAAGGAUAGUUUUUAGACGAGUUAGUUAAGACGACGACGACAAUUCUAAAUUGGCGAUAUUUAUUUCAUUGUUUUUAUGGUUCAACAUACCCAUUCGAGACGGAAUAGUUCAUUUGAACAAAACUCUUAUUAAAGGAAAGGAAAAAUAUAAAAUUAAGUGCCUUUUAAUAAGUGUUUUUUGUUUUUUUUUUAAUUUUGAGCCAUUUUUUCUUAAAAAAUCCUGCAUUAAAGAGAUUAAAAUGCAUAAGAAACGAUCGAUAGUACUUGAAAAUUUUAUUUACUUCGAGCCAAAAAAGAGUGGAGGAGAAGAGAAGGGGAAAGAAAAGAAAAAACGAACGGCAUUUGUGCCCUUCUCUCUAGAAAUGCUUUUCCAAUUUCUAUCGCCAGAGUGAGCUGCGCAAUGAAAUCGUAUGCCGAGUUGAGAUGAGCGCUUUCCAAGUGGUCGUGUGCGAAUGGACGUUCCUUCACAUAACUUGAAACACUCUUAAGAGAAUAUUGCAACGAAACGUCCAUUCGCACUCCAAUUGUUAAUGUCAAAAUAAUUUUCAUUUAUUUAAAAAAAAAACAAAAAAAAAAUUAAUCUCAAAUUUUGAUUGUACACAUCGAUAUUUUAAGAGUAAUGCCCAUGCAAAUGAAGAGUGGACCCAUGCUUCAUUACAAAAAACGUAUUUUUAAGAAAGAUUGGAGGAGAGAAUAUGUCGUACUUUACGACAACAGCGCUCUCGUAUGGCUGAAAAUUGAGAAAGAUAAACUAGAACCCGAGGGAUCUCUUAUGCUCAAGGAUGCUCCAGAACUCGUGGCUUGCGGUCCCUUUACUAUCCAAGUCCCAAACAGACCAGAAAUUCCCGAAGGUUAUAAAGUAUCCCAGUUAUUGGCUUUCGGAUCUAGAAAGGACGAAUCUGUACAUUGGUUUCUUUGUAAAAAUUCCGAGGACGUCCUAGCGUGGAUAACUGCCAUCAAUAACACACUUCCACCACCGCCUCCACCUCGUAUCGACGAAAAGAAUAAAACUAUUUCGCAAAGCGAGAAGUAUAACGAAGAGGAUGCAUUUACUUGUGGCAUGUUAACAGCAACAAUAUUAGGAACCGGUUGGGGAUCGGGAUGGGGUUGGGACGAUCAUGUGUCCGCAUCGGAUCACAUGUCCAGCAUCUCGGAUGGAAUGCAAAGUGAUGGAUACGAUGUGAAUAUAUUCGAUGGAGACGGAUGCGAUUUUGAUGUUUGCGCUUUUGCUUUUUAAAGAAAAACAAAGUAGUUUGAGAGAAUAUUAAUAGAUUUUUAGUCGAUAAACUAUUUGUAUAGGAAAAAAACAGGGGGAAAAAUGUUUGGUAAUGUCGUUCUUUUUGUAAAACAGAUUUAUGUUAGUUUUAGAAAAAACAAGGAACGUUGUUUUGUAUCCGUUUUAGAGAUUUGGAGAAAAUUAUACAAUAAAUUAUUGAAAUAUAUAAAUAUAUACAUGUAUAAAACUGUACGAGAUGAG
Messenger RNA from Centruroides sculpturatus (bark scorpion), 1617 nucleotides. RefSeq lists its product as uncharacterized. The transcript is spliced from 6 exons. Gene Ontology annotation, cellular component: membrane. Bases 760 to 1377 code for a protein of 205 amino acids. Gene Ontology annotation, biological process: regulation of cell differentiation. Lineage: Eukaryota; Metazoa; Arthropoda; Arachnida; Scorpiones; Buthidae. The record is from RefSeq and is a predicted model, not a curated record.